AUGACCAAUAUCAAAGAAAAACAUAUAUAUGCCCCCAUAAGCUGCAUUAAUCCAACUGCUGAAAACAACACAAACAUGACCCAAAUCAAAGAAAAAAUGUAUGUCCCCAUAAGCUGCAUUAAUCCAAUUGCUGAAAACAACACAAACAUGACCAAUAUCAAAGAAAAACAUAUAUAUGCCCCCAUAAGCUGCAUUAAUCCAACUGCUGAAAACAACACAAACAUGACUCAAAUCAAAGAAAAAAUGUAUGUCCCCAUAAGCUGCAUUAAUCCAAUUGCUGAAAACAACACAAACAUGACCCAAAUCAAAGAAAAAAUGUAUGUCCCCAUAAGCUGCAAUAAUCCAAAUGCUGAAAACAACACAAACAUGACCCAAAUCAAAGAAAAAAUGUAUGUCCCCAUAAGCUGCAUUAAUCCAAAUGCUGAAAACAACACAAACAUGACCCAAAUCAAAGAAAAAAUGUGUGUCCCCAUAAGCUGCAUUAAUCCAAUUGCUGAAAACAACACAAACAUGACCCAAAUCAAAGAAAAAAUGUAUGUCCCCAUAAGCUGCAUUAAUCCAAUUGCUGAAAACAAAACAAAUAUGACCAAUAUCAAAGAAAAACAUAUAUAUGCCCCCAUAAGCUGCAUUAAUCCAACUGCUGAAAACAACACAAACAUGACUCAAAUCAAAGAAAAAAUGUAUGUCCCCAUAAGCUGCAUUAAUCCAAAUGCUGAAAACAACACAAACAUGACCCAAAUCAAAGAGAAAAUGUGUGUCCCCAUAAGCUGCAUUAAUCCAAUUGCUGAAAACAACACAAACAUGACCCAAAUCAAGGAAAAACAUAUAUGUCCCCAUAAGCUGCAUUAA
Hydractinia symbiolongicarpus is the source of this 849-nucleotide messenger RNA. RefSeq lists its product as uncharacterized. The record is from RefSeq and is a predicted model, not a curated record. Lineage: Eukaryota; Metazoa; Cnidaria; Hydrozoa; Anthoathecata; Hydractiniidae. The coding region runs from base 1 to 849 and encodes 282 amino acids. The transcript has a single exon.